AUGCGUAAAGGGGAGCGCCGGGCUCCAGACCUCCAUCCCUGUCCAUCCUGCCAGCUAACCAUCACCUUCCACCGUGCACACUUUUUGGUGCUGCACUUACAUUUUUUUAAAAAGACACCUGCAUCUACGAUUUCCCUCUCUCGCCACCAGGAAGAAAGACGACUAUCUGGAUCGAUCUCUACGGAAAGAGACGCUUCCCCGGCCGCCGGCGGGGCCCGAGGCCGGCCGGGCGGGAGGACGCGGCCCAGGAGCAGAGGACGGGCGGGGACAACCCCUUCCUCGCCGCCGCUGCCCAUUGUUCCCGACCGAGCCCGGGCCGCCCCGCUAGCUCCCCGGGCCGCCGCCGCCGCUCACCGCGCUGGUCCGAGCAGAAGCUCCUCUCAGCUCCGAGUCCCGGCGGCCGUCGCCACCGCCGCGGCAGCCACCGCCACCGCCGCCGCCGCCGCCGCCACCGUCGACUCCGACUCUGUCCCAGGCCGCCGGGCCCCGGCCGCCGCCACCGCCAGUGCCGCCUGCGGCCCCCCACCUGCUGCUGCGGAGGCCGCUUGGGCAGCAGGGGCCAUCUUGUUGGUCGGCCUCCUCUUCCUCCUCCUCCUCCUCCUCCUCCUCCGCCCGGUCGCUCUAGUCUUCGUCCCCUUCCUCUUCCUCAGGCUCCCGCGCCCGCCCCGGAGACUGGGCGGGGACCAGGGCGAGGCCCCACCUUCCGGGGCGGGGCGAGCGGAGGGCGUGGCAGACGGGGCGGGGCUAGCGAAGGGCGGAGUCAGCGGAGGCGGGGCGGGGCGGGCGCGGGCGCGGGAGGGUCGCUCUGAGUCACGGUCCGCCGACGCCACGCCCGACGGAGAGGCCGGCGACGCGCACCGCCCGGAGCCCGAGCGCACCGCGCCGGAGCGGAAGAACUGCUCCCGGGUUCGCCCGGCCCGGCCCCCAGCGCCUCCGCGCCCAGCCAGCAGGUGGCCCGACGGCGAAGAGGUGAGCCAGCUGGGCUGCAUGGGCUCAGGAAACAAGUUCAGAAGCAAAAGAAGAGCCAUUGGAGUUUAUGCGAGAGAAAGACAAAGAUCCUUAGGGAGAGAAGAAAAUUAGAAGUUUGAUGGCAGAAGUGCAAUUGUGUUUGGAGUGAGAUGGAACAAAGGAUCGGUCCAGUCCAUAAAGCAAAUAAUUAGCUUCCAACAGACAGAAUAAUGGAAUGACCUCUCCAGGGUUUGAGUUUUUUAUUUCUGUCAUUUUUGCAUCUUGUGCAUUUGAGUAUAUUUACUUUGGUUAAAAAUCAUGCUUGGUUUUAAAUAUAAAACCAAAGUUGCCAUGUGUAGGUUUGUGGUGCAAAAUUUUGGAAAAGCUCAAAGACAAUACUUUCAGGAGAAAGAAAACACUCAGAAUGUAUUUCAAGUUCAGUUAACAAAGCACAGAAAAGUAAUAGUAAAAAAUUAUCACAUUUUUCACUA
Molecule: messenger RNA, 1439 nt
Organism: Myotis myotis
Lineage: Eukaryota; Metazoa; Chordata; Mammalia; Chiroptera; Vespertilionidae
Product: atherin-like
Exons: 4
Coding region: 1-1080 (359 amino acids)
Source: RefSeq, a predicted model, not a curated record